AUGUCGGACAAAAUACGCGAAUUCAUCGACGUUCCUCAGCAAUUCAUUCGCGACGGCAAUCAGUUUCUUACACGUUGCACGAAACCGUCGCAAAAGGAGUUCACACAAAUUUGCAAGGCAGUCGCCGUCGGGUUCGCCGUCAUGGGUUUCAUUGGUUACUUUGUCAAACUCAUUCACAUCCCAAUAAACAAUAUUCUUGUCGGUGGAGCUUAAUCUUUUGUCGUGUACCGGUUAUAUAUAAUUUAUUGGUUAUGGAUCACACCAAA
Laccaria bicolor S238N-H82 is the source of this 266-nucleotide messenger RNA. RefSeq lists its product as uncharacterized. The record is from RefSeq and is a predicted model, not a curated record. Gene Ontology annotation, molecular function: transmembrane protein transporter activity. Lineage: Eukaryota; Fungi; Basidiomycota; Agaricomycetes; Agaricales; Hydnangiaceae. Bases 1 to 213 code for a protein of 70 amino acids. The transcript has 5 exons. Gene Ontology annotation, cellular component: Ssh1 translocon complex; membrane. Gene Ontology annotation, biological process: post-translational protein targeting to membrane, translocation; protein targeting.